Molecule: messenger RNA, 987 nt
Organism: Paramecium octaurelia
Lineage: Eukaryota; Ciliophora; Oligohymenophorea; Peniculida; Parameciidae
Source: the annotation of a GenBank genome assembly
AUGAAACGAUAAAAUUCUGCUAAUGGUACAGGAAGUCCAAGUCGAUAUUUCUCAACGACCUAGAAUUAAUUUACAGACAUACUUAAGUAGAUCACAUAAAAUUGCAAUAAUAAACCAGUCAAAAAGGCACUCAGUCCAAAUCCAAAUGGGUAAUUGCAGAAGCGAAUAAAAACUUAAACUAGUUGCACAAAAAUAGCAAAUCAAAACAAUUUCAAUAAAAAAGCUAGUUCAAGUGUUCCCAAAAAUAGAAUUGAGUAUUUUACUAUACAAGAAUAAAUUGGAUCUGGGAAAUUUGGUAAAGUGUACAAAUGUAUUUUAAACUCAACCAAGAAAGUGUAUGCUAUAAAGAUGAUUGACAAAUAACAAUUAAAGAAGAAUUAAAUGAAUCAAUAGUUGCAAAGAGAAGUGACUAUUUAAUAAAUGCUAAGGCACCCAAACAUAAUUCAGUUAAUCGAAUUUUUUGAGACUACGACUAAUUAUUGUUUAGUAAUGGAAUAUGCUAAUGGAGGAACCUUAUUUUAAUCAUUGAUGAGAUAAAAUAAUAAAAGGUAUUCAGAACCUGCUGCUUCAAAUAUGAUAAAACAAGUUGCUUUAGCAAUAUAAUAAAUGCAAAAAUAAUCCGUAAUUCACAGAGAUCUAAAACCAGAAAAUAUAUUAUGGUGUGAUGGAAUGCUUAAAAUUAGUGAUUUUGGUUGGUCAAUUCAGGACAAAAAAGAAAGAGAUACACUGUGUGGAACAAUAGACUAUUUACCUCCAGAAAUGGUCUAUGGACAAUCCUAUGACAACUCAAUUGAUUUAUGGUCAUUAGGAGUCCUAACCUUUGAAUUAACAACAGGUAAGACUCCCUUCUAAAUUUAAGAAGGAUUUGCAUUGUAAUUUCCAGACCAUUUGUCUGGAGACGUAAAAGACUUAAUGAAGGGAUUAUUGACAGAUAAAAAAAACAGGAAAACAAUAGAUUGGGUAUUAAACCAUGUUUGGUUAUGUUGA